Quercus lobata is the source of this 1196-nucleotide messenger RNA. RefSeq names its product protein SUPPRESSOR OF K(+) TRANSPORT GROWTH DEFECT 1-like. Gene Ontology annotation, molecular function: ATP binding; ATP hydrolysis activity. Lineage: Eukaryota; Viridiplantae; Streptophyta; Magnoliopsida; Fagales; Fagaceae. Gene Ontology annotation, biological process: vacuole organization; endosomal transport. The transcript is spliced from 8 exons. The record is from RefSeq and is a predicted model, not a curated record. The annotation marks the transcript as partial.
AGAGACAGUCAAUACGUUCAAGAAUCCUAUUUGUCUCAUAGAGCAGAAGUCGGUCUUGGCCUUACAGACUCGUCCUUGAAGUUGAGUGAUGUGGGCGGACUUGAUCGUUGCAAAAAGUUAUUGAACGAAGCUGCCAUACUGCCUAUUGAGUUUCCUCAUUUUUUUACUGGGAAUCGAAAACCAUGGAAGGCUAUAUUACUAUAUGGUCCACCUGGGACAGGGAAGACCCUCGUGGCAAAUGCGAUUGCAACAGACGCAGGCUCAGCUUUCUUUAGUGUUUCGGCAUCGAACAUUGUAUCCAAAUGGAUGGGAGAAGGUGAAAAGCAGGUCUCAAAUCUUUUCCAAUCUGCUCGUGAUGAAGCUCCAUCCAUUAUUUUUAUUGAUGAAAUUGAUUCCUUAUGUGGCCCGCGAGGUAAGGACAAUGAGAAUGAAGCCUCUCGACGAAUCAAAACAGAAUUUCUUGUACAAAUGCAGGCUGUAUCCAACGAUGCGAGAAAUGUUCUGGUUCUUGCAGCCACAAAUACUCCUAAAGAUUUGGAUGUGGCCAUGAGGAGGCGUUUUGAUAAGCGAAUCUAUAUCCCUCUCCCAACUGAGGACGCAAGGGAACAAAUAUUUAGGUGGCAUAUUGGGGAAACUAACCUUAAAAAAGAGGAUUUUCAGUAUUUAGUAAGCAAAACAGAUGGUUUCUCUGGUUCAGAUAUAUCCAUUUGCGUUAAAGAUGCACUAUAUCAGCCUGUUCGUGCAACUCUUGAUGCUAAAUUCUUCAGAAAAAAUUCUCAAGGCAUGUGGGUCCCUUGCAAAGGUACUCACCCAAAAGCUGAGAAGUAUACCUUAGAGGAACUUAAAGCAAAAGUCGAAGCUUCAAAGAUCCAGUUACCACCCAUCGAAAAAGCAGAUUUUGAUUAUGUGCUUGCUUCACAAAAGCCAACUGUAAGGAAGGCUGACCUUGAAGUGUAUGAGAAAUUCACCAAGAAGUAUGGGAUUUACGGUUAAGGGCGAAAGAUGUAGAGGCACAUAUUAUUAUUUCUAUGGUUUCUUCCUAUUGUGUUUCUAAUUAUGGUUUUUUUUUUUUGGGGGGGAUAAAAGUAUUUGUCAUCCAUUUGCUAGUGUUUUGUGAAAGUAUCUGGGCUAGACAUUUGUCAGUAUGGUUAUUAGAAGCUUUCUAUCCCUUUUCCUUUUUGUCCAACUUUUUAUUU